AUGCGAACCUGCUGCGUGGCGCUGCUGCUGCUCCUGGCUGCCAGCACCCAGCCUGCCAGGUGCUCACCCGCCGAGCCCGGCUGCCUCCACUUGUCUGACCUCCUGCCUGCAAAGCUCAAGGAGCUGAGGAUGAAGUUUGAGGAGAUUAAAGACUACUUUCAAUCCAAAGAUGAUGAACUUAGCAUCCAGCUGCUCAGCUCCGAACUGCUGGAUGAAUUUAAGGGGAGCUUCGGCUGCCAGUCGGUGUCAGAGAUGAUGCGGUUCUACAUGGAGGAGGUCCUGCCUGGCGCCAUCAAGAACAGCGAGCACCAGAAGCAGAGCGUGGGCGACCUGGGCAACCUGCUGCUGAGCCUGAGGGCGAUGAUGAGGCGCUGUCAGAGGUUCCUCACGUGCGAGAAGAAGAGCAAAACCAUAAAGCAGAUUAAGGAGACGUUUGAAAAGAUGAACGAGAACGGAAUCUACAAGGCGAUGGGGGAGUUUGACAUUUUCAUCAACUACAUUGAAGAAUACUUGCUGAUGAAGAGGAGGAAGUGA
Molecule: messenger RNA, 534 nt
Organism: Cygnus atratus (black swan)
Lineage: Eukaryota; Metazoa; Chordata; Aves; Anseriformes; Anatidae
Gene: IL10
Product: interleukin 10
Exons: 5
Coding region: 1-534 (177 amino acids)
Biological process (GO): immune response
Cellular component (GO): extracellular region
Molecular function (GO): cytokine activity
Source: RefSeq, a predicted model, not a curated record